AUGUUUGACCUGAUCGACCUGAUGGGUUUUAUCGGGCAUCUGCUGAAGUUUAAAAAGGCUCUGGCUACAUAUUCUCGCAAUCCUGACAAUCCAGCAACACAAGGAAUUGAAAAUAGUGUUCAAAACCCUGUAGCUCAGAAGAAGGUUCAAAGAAGUAUGAUUAUUACUCAUUGUUGUGUUCUGUGCGUUCCCAAGUCUAAAAUGGCUAGUAUGUAUCCAAAAUCCAAUGUGUUACUUGCAACUUUAGCCUCAGGGAUCUGAAUCAUUUUCAUAUAUAUCUUUCCAGUAAAGAACUACAUCAGUAUAUGUGAAUGCAACUAUCACCAAGAUUUAUUUCAGCUAGAGGAUGUGUGCAAGAGCCAAAGAGCAUUAGACCACAUUAAAACCACUAUCAACAAAAUUAAUAAGGACAAAGGUAAACUAUUAUUAAAUCGCAAGAAAGAACUGUAUGGGGACAACCUAGAGCCCAAGAAGUGGGCAAGCAAUGAAAUUGCUUUUGUUCAAGCUAUGACAGCCCAGACAGGUGAAAUGCUGAAGGAAUCGGAGAAAAUUGCUAAAUAAUGAUAUUGAACACAUAAACAAUCAGUUAAGGAAAAGGUUGAAUGCUGCCUCUGUCGACAACUAUGAGAAAAAGAGAAAAAUGAAGAGAAGCCAAAGAAUAAAAAUCAAAGGCAAAAAAAGAAAAGGAGCAUUGUGGCUGCCAGAUGUGAAGUAGACCUCGAAAGUGACAUGUCAAGUGAUGAUAUGCCAAUUGACAUUUUAGAUGAUUAAACUGUUUUUAUUGUUUUUAUAGGGUCUAUAAAAAUUAGUCUACUUUUAUAUUAAAUAAAUAAAUAAAUGCUGCCAAUUUUAUUUUUACCCAACCUUUAAGAGCUAUAAAAUUUUUUUUACCCAACCCAUUAUGUCUUAGAAUUUUCAGUUACCCAACCAUUUUCUCUUCGGCCCCAACCCCGGGUGUAAAUAAUGACCGGUCCCUAACUGAUGUACAAACGUCCCAUACAAGCCAAGAGCCAAAGUCACCAAUCUCGGUUAGCUCUACAGGAACACUAGAUUUAGACACCAAUGAGAAAAUUAACAAUUUUUCCCAAUCUGAAGUGGUACCAUGUGACUGUUUUGGUCACCUUGUCGAAGAAGAACUCCGUACCACAUCCUUAAAUCAGGAAUAUUUCAAUUCUGAAAAUGAAAAUUCAAAUUCCGACACUGAAGAUUCAGUUACCGAAACUAUUAAAGAUUCAGUCUCCGAGUCUCAGAAAUCAAAUUGGAUCGAAUCUAUUGCAAGUCUGUCUUGCAUCAGCAGUUUAAUGUUUGGUUGUCAAGAAAUGGUAAAUGAUGCAAGAACAUCAGACAUUGCUAAUGUUGAACAAUGGAUUGUAGAUGCACAGGACACUAUCAAACAGAUACAAGAAAGCUGCGUUAGAUUUCUGAAAAACACUGACAGCUUACUUCAUCAAAUCCAAACGAAGAAACCCAAAGUUAACGACGCAAGCUCUUCUCAGGUGUCUGUAGAGCAUGAUCCAGGCUUACGCGGUGAGGUCCGCGGAGAAAACCAAAAGGAGUACCUGAUUGAACAUGGGCCUUUUCAGCCGAAGUUGUCUUGUUUCCCAGCCAAUCAAGAUAUACCUCAGGGGAAACAGAAUCGUUUUUCGCCACGAUGGUAUAACGAGUACCCACACUUAGAAUACAGUAUCAAGAAAGAUGCUGUGUUUUGUUUCGUAUGCUCGCUAUUCCACGACGCGCCCUCAAAAGAGAAGGCAGACCCAAGCUGGAUAAGUACGGGAGUAAGAAAAUGGCACAAGAUGAAGAGUGUUGGAAAGAACAAACAAGGAAAACUGGCUCAACACUUCUCGUCGCAAAGUCACAAGGCUUCUCUAGCAGCAUACUGUCACUAUUUAAAGAAGACGAAACAUGUGGACAUCCAACUGGAUAAAGCUAAAAGGGCCGCACAAAUCCAGGAAGCCGAAGACCUUGAAUGCAACCGUAAAGUAAUCCACAUCCUUUUGGACAUCGCAAGAACACUUGCCCGGCAAGCUCUUCCAUUCAGGGGUGACAGUAAUGAAGAAGGCAACUUUUACCAGUUGGUCCUAUUGGUUAGUAGACAUGUCCCAAGUCUUCGUCGGUGGAUAACUGACAAAAGGAUGAAUCCCUACCACGCCACUUAUUUGAGUCCUCAGUCGCAGAACGAGUUCAUCGCUUUGCUCGAAGCAGAACUGAGAGAAAAAGUUGUGGAAGAAGUAAAGAGUGCAGGGAUGUUUUCUGUGAUGGCAGACACAACUCCUGACGAAGAGCACACGGACAGACUUUCUGUUGUUCUUAGGUACGUCAACGACGCGGGAAAGCCAACCGAAAGGCUGCUUGAUGUAAGAGAGACUGUUGAUAAGACAGGUCUUGGUCAAGCGAAAGACAUCCUAUCUACGAUAAAGCAGUGUGGGGUGGAUACCGACGACCUAUGCUUUCAAUCAUACGACUUUGCAGCCGCCAUGUCUGGUGAGUUCAAUGGUGCUCAGCAGAAACUGUCCGAAAUUGUUGGUCGUGAUAUCCCAUACAUACCAUGCCAAGCACAUCGCUGUAACACUGUGAUCGAGCAUAGUUGCAACGCGAGUGUCAUCGUCCGUGAAAUGUUUGACAUACUCCAAGCACUUUUUGUUUUCUUCACAUCGAGUACAAAACGUUUUCAACCAUUGAAAGAGGAAAUAACCAAGGUUGAAAACUGUUUAAUGCUUAGAAACUUGUCCAAAACGCGAUGUGCCAGAGCCGAGAGUAUCCAAGCCGUCUGGACAUCAUUUGAUGUAAUCGUGGAU
This is a messenger RNA of Paramuricea clavata, 2798 nucleotides long. NCBI's taxonomy places the organism in Eukaryota, Metazoa, Cnidaria, Anthozoa, Malacalcyonacea, Plexauridae. The record is from the annotation of a GenBank genome assembly.